CUUCCCUCGGUCCAUGACUACAUUCUCACCUAGUCAUAGCCAGGUACACGAUGUCGGUGGCAUCGAAGAUCCUCCAACCGGAUUGCGAGCCAUUUCUGCGGAUUCGAUCGAAGACCUCGAUUGGAACCCCUGCCCCCCAACUUCGGCAUAGUUUAUCGACAUGCGUUGAACAUAUUUGUUUUGGGGGCUUGGGGGGGAAUGAGGUACGCUGCGCGUGUGGGAUGAGAGAAGACCAGAGAGCCUAGAGGGGGAAGGAAGACAGAAGUAGCCCCACAGAGGACACUCGAGGAGGAGGAGGAGGAGGAGGCUUGGGUGGCACAAUGCGAUGGGAGCUGGAGGAGGAGCAGCCGUCAGCGCGGGUCGCUUUAAGGUACACAGUCGAGACACGCAUGCAGCAGGCGCUGACAGAGGUCUGGAUAUGUCGGCAACGAGAGAAACGGGGAAGACGAGGGUUCAGAUCACUGCACGAGUUCCGGGAAGUGGAAUUUGGGAGCUUACAGACGAGCUGCUGCACCAGCUGAAGGCGGCACGGAGGAUCGGUUCUCGAGUUUGAGCUCGGGAGGGAGACGCGGCGUUCAGGUGUGAGGAUCGAGUCGGAGCUGACAGUCGGAGGAUUGCUCGGAUGGGCACGAUGAAGCGGUUUGGGCUGUGCCUGUUGGUGCUGAUCAGCAGCGUGGAUGCCGUGGACCUCGUCGAGGACGCCUACCCGUCCUUGGAGAGCAUGGCAUGUGAUGCUCGAGCUGGUAAACCCAAGGGGCCGAGUAAGAUCGUAGACAUCACGCACGAGAUGCGACUGGAUCUGCCCUCGUUCGAUGACGGCAAUCCCCUCACGGAUGCCGUGACGUUGCUGAAGGGCAUGAGACGCGACGGUCACAGCUGUAAUCUGUCGGAAUUGAAAAUCAUGGUGCACUCCGGCACGCAUGUCGAUGCACCUGGGCACUUCGUGAACGAGAUGUACGAGGCGGGCUUCGAUGUGAACGGCUUGGACCUCAACGUUCUCGUUGGUCCAGUGCUUAUUGUCGAUGUUUCCAACGAAGAAGGGCACAUUACAGAACAAGUCAUGCAAAAGUUAAACAUCCCUCGAGGUGUGGAGCGUGUUCUCUUUAGAACUGCCAACACUUACAGGCGUUUGAUGUACAAAUCACAGUUUGACAGAAGCUACGUCGGAUUCACGAAGGAAGCAGCAGAGUGGCUCGUUGCCAACACAGACAUCAAGCUCAUCGGCACGGACUACCUCUCAGUGGCAAUUUUCGCUGAUCAAACUGGACCACAUCGAGCAUUUCUUCUGAAGAAAUUGGUUCUUGUGGAAGGACUCAACCUUGAAAACGUUGAUGUCGGCCUGUCAAUGCUCUACUGCCUCCCAUUACGACUCUUGAAGGCAGAAGGAUCUCCUGCUCGGUGCAUCUUGAUUAACUGAUGAAGACUUAUGAAGACGGUGGCGAGCAGAUGAAGAUCAUCAGCACCACUCCAAGUUGAGAGGAGCCCUAGCCUUCCCCCGUGGUAUUUUUAUAUCGAGGCGAGACCCACCCUUCCCAUCUUUUGUAUAUCAUAAGUUCCUCAAGAUUGUGUGUGGAAGGGUUUAACGGGCAUAAACUUUAUAGCUGGAAGUCUAUCGCAGCGGUGUUACUAUCGCCGGCCAAAGAUCUGAUCAUGUCCAAACUCUUGUAGAACCAAGUGUGAAAGGUUCUGGCCGCGAGGAAACUGAACGAUGAUGUUUAUCAUGCUGCAAGAAGUUCUACCAUAUGGAUACUGAAGAGUACAUACUCAUAAAGUUUCCAAGUUUACAAGUCACUUAACAAUAUGUAUACUAAACCCUGAACCCCGAUGAGGUUUUGACAGUCUCAAAAAGGAACGCCUCUCGAUUUUUCGGAAGCUUCGUGAUUCACCGUAGCGUCUUGUUUGACUGAAGUUUCUAAAGACCCCAGAGUUAGGUUCAUGGGGAUUUGUUUAUGAGGAUGUU
Molecule: messenger RNA, 1960 nt
Organism: Marchantia polymorpha subsp. ruderalis
Lineage: Eukaryota; Viridiplantae; Streptophyta; Marchantiopsida; Marchantiales; Marchantiaceae
Source: the annotation of a GenBank genome assembly